Messenger RNA from Pelodiscus sinensis (Chinese soft-shelled turtle), 2775 nucleotides. NCBI's taxonomy places the organism in Eukaryota, Metazoa, Chordata, Testudines, Trionychidae. The record is from RefSeq and is a predicted model, not a curated record.
CCAGGACAGGGUACCGUGGCGGGAUGGCUCGGAAGAUGAGCAUCAAUGAGCUGGAGGACCAGCUGCUCUGCCCCAUCUGCCUGGAGGUGUUCAAGGAGCCGCUGAUGCUGCAGUGUGGGCACUCCUACUGCAAGGCCUGCCUGGGGUCCCUGGCGUGCGGCCUGGACCAGCAGCUGCUGUGUCCCGUGUGCCGCCAAGCCGUGGACUGCAGCACCUCGCCGCCCAACGUCUCGCUGGCCUGCCUCAUCCAGGUGCUGCAGAACAUUGGCCCCUCGGACCCCAGCCAGGAGUCCUGCCCCUUCCACCACAACCCCCUCAGCCUCUUUUGUGAGCAGGACCAAGAGGUGAUCUGCGGCCUGUGUGGCAUCAUCGGGGCACACCGGCAGCACAAGCUUGUGCCUGUCUCCGCUGUGUACAGCCGGAUGAAGGAGGAGCUUUCAGGGCUGAUAACAGAGCUCCAGCAACACAGGAGGCAGUUGGACGAGCACAUCAGCAAGCUGGUUAACAACAAGACCCGGAUCACAAAUGAGUCAGACGUCUUCAAAUGGGUGAUCCGGAAGGAGUUCCAGGAGUUGCACCACUACAUCGAUGAGGAGAAGGCCAGCUUCCUGGAAAGCAUCGAGAGGAGGGCUGGCCACCUCAUCACCUCCAUCGAGUCCCAGGUCACACAGACGUCGGACGCCCUGCACAAGCUGCAGGAGAUGGAGAGCUCGCUGGAGAAACUAAACAAUGAGAGUCAGCUGGACUUCAUCAGGAAAUACGGCUCCUUCCCCUCCAGGUCAGAGUUCCCUCCCCAGCACCCAGCUGAAGGGACCUUCAGCGCCAUCUCCUUCAAGCCAGGUUUCCACCAAGAUGACAUCAAGAUGACUGUCUGGAAACGUUUGCUCCGCAGAGUCCUGCCAGCCCCAGAGAGCCUGACGCUGGACCCGGUGACAGGACACCCGCUGCUGGAGCUGACCAAGGACAACACUGUGGUGCAGAGCAGGUCCCUUGCCCAGCGUCGGGGCAGCAACCACGAGCGCUUUGAUUCCAACAACUGCAUCCUUGCCAGCAAGGGCUUCUCUUGGGGCAAGCACUACUGGGAGGUGAUCGUAGGCACCAAAAGCCACUGGCGCCUGGGCAUAAUCAAGGGCACAGCGAGCCGCAAAGGCAAGCUGAACAAGUCUCCCGAGCACGGCGUCUGGCUCAUCGGCCUGAAGGAAGGGAAGAUCUACGAGGCCUUCAACAACCCCCGCACCAUGCUGCCGCUCACGGCCCGGCCCCAGCGCAUUGGCGUCUACCUGCACUACGAGAAGGGGGAGCUGACCUUCUACAACGCCGACAGCCCCGACGAGCUGGUCCCCAUCUAUACCUUCCAGGCGGAGUUCCAGGGCAAGCUCUAUCCCAUCCUAGACCUGUGCUGGCACGAACGGGGCACCAACACGCUGCCCAUUGUGCUGCCCACGCCCACCAUGAUUCAACGUGCACGAGCGCCCAGCCCAGAGCCCUCACAGCUAUAGAGCUCCACACAGAGCCCCCGUCCUGCCCAUCGCUUGGAGCAUCAGACCUCUCUGAGCCAGGGAGGGCUUAUAGCUAGUUUGAUCCUCAGGACUGGGAAGUAGGAUCUGUCCCUUAAGAGCAGAGAUGAGCAGGAACCAAACCAGCUUCCCUCCCCCACUCUCUGGGGAAUUCAGACCCAUCCCCACGGAUGGGUUCCACCUUUCCCUGCUGCCUGUUCCCUGCCCAUACUCCUGGAUGGGGCACUGUCAUGACUGAUGCCUGUAUCCCAGGCUGAGGGUCAUGCCAAAGCAGUGGGCACAGAGAGAAAUAUCCUACCCCCACCCCCACCCCCAGCUGUGCAGAAUUAGAGAGGAUGAAACGAGAAUCCAAUCAGGCAUGACAGAAUUGUCUUACGGUGUCAGCUGCUCCUUCAACAAUCCUGUUCUCUCUCCCCAAUCCAACUGCUCCCCUUAACACAGUGAAUCCCAGCCCAUGUAUGCAUGUCCUUAUAUAGCCCUGAGGAAUCUCCCAGUCCCACUACUCAACCUUAGCACCCUUCAUCCUUUCAGAGCCAGAGCACAGUUCAUUCUGUCUUACGUGAUGUGACCUGGGAUGUCACUACACACCGUGGAGCUGCUGGGUGGAGUUAAAUGUGCCCUAGCGCAGGAGGCUUUCCCCAAAUGUCACAAAUACACUGCGGUUCAAAUCCCUCCCCAGUCUGCAGGGAUUACCCCCCAAUGCAACAGCUUAGUUAACUCCGUACAUGUCUCAAUCCAAUGACAAACACCCAUUGGUGGAGGCUAUUUUGAGUGCAAACUGUACCGUACCUUCACUGUUGUCUUUGAUUGGGAUUCCCAGGAGUGUGAGCUCAUGGAGCAAUCAAGACUCGUUAACCUAGUGGUUUUCCCAUCAAAUGAAAGCACCAUAAGACCUUUAGCAAUCUACUUCCCAGAUGGAUUUGCAACAAAGUAAUAUAUCCGCUGACAAAGGAUUGAAGCCACUAAGGAGAGUCACAAGAGGGGAGUGGCACUGGGACUUUUAAAAAAGGAAGCCUUUCCCAUCAGCAAAUUCAGAGAGAAUAUCAGGGCCAGAAGGCAGGGUUGUAGAGGGAUGGCAUGUAGGGAAGCAAAGAAAAGAAGGGUCUUGGGACCCUGAAAAGCAUGAUCAAAACCCAAAUGGCUCUGAGAGUGGUAUGAAUGCCAGGAAAAAAAAUCUGCAUGUAGAUUUUUGUUAAUUUCCAAAGCUUUGUUGAUCUCUUGUGCUUUAUCUGUGAAUAAAGGGUGAUGGAUUUAGAAA